This is a messenger RNA of Rhineura floridana, 1657 nucleotides long. It is a transcript of the gene METTL5, whose product is annotated as methyltransferase 5, N6-adenosine. Gene Ontology annotation, biological process: rRNA methylation. NCBI's taxonomy places the organism in Eukaryota, Metazoa, Chordata, Lepidosauria, Squamata, Rhineuridae. Gene Ontology annotation, molecular function: nucleic acid binding; rRNA (adenine-N6-)-methyltransferase activity. The transcript has 8 exons. The coding region runs from base 180 to 830 and encodes 216 amino acids. The record is from RefSeq and is a predicted model, not a curated record.
GCCGUGUUUCCAGAGGAAGGGGCAAGUACAGACGGAUUCCUUCGCUGAGUUUGCUAGAACAGUGUAGGAACUAAAAGCGAGGAGCUGUGUUUCUUUUGUGUUUAGGGGAUCGCUUAAGACAUUGCACAAAGCGGAAAUGUGAUCUUUGGAGUAGCUGGAGGAGAGCUUAAACCAUAAGCAUGAAGAAGUUGAAGCUUAAAGAACUUGAGAGCAGUCUUCAACAAGUUGAUGAUUUUGAGAAUCCAAAACUUCUGCUUGAACAAUAUCCAACAAGACCACAUAUUGCAGCAUGUAUGCUUUAUACAAUUCACAAUACUUUUGAUGAUAUUGAAAACAAGACUGUUGCAGAUCUUGGGUGCGGUUGUGGUGUGUUGAGCAUUGGAAGUGCCAUGUUGGGAGCAGGGUUAUGUAUAGGAUUUGACAUAGAUGCUGAUGCCCUGGAAGUAUUUAACAAGAAUGCUGAAGAAUUUGAGCUCACAAAUAUCGAUAUGGUUCAAUGCGAUGUAUGUUCUUUGCCUGACAAAGUGGCAAAAACAUUUGAUACAGUCGUUAUGAACCCUCCGUUUGGAACCAAGCACAAUAAAGGCAUGGAUAUGGCUUUUCUCAAAACAGCAUUGCAGAUGGCAAGAACAGCUGUAUAUUCCUUACACAAAACUUCAACCCGACAGCAUAUUCAGAAGAAAGCAGAUAAAUGGAAAGUGAAAAUGGAAGUUUUAGCAGAACUGAGAUACGACCUACCAGCAUCAUACAGAUUUCACAAGAAGAAAUCAGUGGACAUUGAAGUUGACUUCAUUAGAUUCUCUUGUGGAAAAAGUGGAGGAAUGAUUUAAAACUUCUUUAAGAUAAAAGCCUCAAUGCUUUCUGAAGUACUAUUCCAUAGCUCCAGCUCCAUUUUCUGUUUUCAGCUGUUUGGGGGCAGGUUCUUCUUUUUCAGCCUCUUCAAGUGGUCUUUUCUUUGGACUUGCAGGCUCUAAAACGAAGAGCUGACUUAGUAGUAUGAUCUAUAAACAACCAGACCUAUGCCUAAAGGCAAGCAUUCCUGAAGGUUUUGUACAUUAGCAUUUUUCUCAGAAUAGUAUCAAAUGCUUAUGCUACAUAUUUGGACUGAAUAGUCUGAAGCCUUCAUCAAGGAAUGUUUGACCCACAAGACAGCCAUUCUCCCUUUUGAUCUCUACGUAUUCAAGGAGAAACUUGCCGGUUACAGGAAAUUCAGCUUGUGACUUUUUUGCUAUAACAGACCUUCAAGCCUUUUUUGACCAAUGAGUUCUAUAGAACCUACCAGCUUUUUCUCAUGAAGAGGAAUAAAAUGAACACUGCCUUUUAGUAGUUGGCUUGUGAAGGCUUUUUGAAAGCUCAGGUGGUUUGAGCUGCUAUUGCAAAGCUCAAUUUCUGCCACUUCUGGACAGAUUUUGCAAAGAUAUCUGGACAAUCAACCCAAAAUAUGAGACGUCUAGUUGUAGAGGCUUGGUCUUUACCCAGCCCUUUUUUUCCUGUAGGAGGCAGCUGUUUAAACCAGAAAAACCUAGCACAUAAAGUAUGUGAUACACCUUUACAGCAAUUUUUAGGUCAUACCCAAUAUGUGCAUUUAGAAGUUUGUUCCAAUAAAUGAGAUAGCUCACCUGUUAUAUUAUUCUCUUCGCCCUCCUCUUCAUCUUCA